Molecule: messenger RNA, 1993 nt
Organism: Varanus komodoensis (Komodo dragon)
Lineage: Eukaryota; Metazoa; Chordata; Lepidosauria; Squamata; Varanidae
Gene: DCAF4
Product: DDB1 and CUL4 associated factor 4
Exons: 11
Coding region: 317-1405 (362 amino acids)
Cellular component (GO): Cul4-RING E3 ubiquitin ligase complex
Molecular function (GO): protein binding
Source: RefSeq, a predicted model, not a curated record
GGAUUGGACUUCAAUUUAAAUUUCUCUAUUGUUUGUUUGUUUUUGCUCUAUGUACAAGCAACAUGAUUCCAUUGUUCCACUGUUUUAAAUAGAAAAUAACCAGAUGUGGCCUGAACUCUUCCAUCAUUUUACGCAAGAGGCAGUUAGGUUUAUUUAGCUCCAUCAGUUAUUGCAGACCUGCAGAGAAGGAAGCAUGUCUUAGGCAGGCCAGCCCUAUGCUUUCAAAAGGAACACUCCAAAAUUCUAGUGUUCUACUGGUGGACUCCUGGCAAAUAAGGCAUAAAAGAGGCUGAUCCAUGAAUUAAAGGUGAAUUGCAUGCAGAGAAGGAAACUAGAAAUUGGGAGCCCAGAUUCCUCAGUUUCUGGAAGCAACCAUUUUAAACUGAUAGCGGCAGACACUGCCUGUGAAAGAAUAUUUACACUGAAUGAUGUGGAACAUGGAAGGUGCAAAUAUGGUAUUGUCAACCUUAGCGGCUUGGGGAAGAAUUCUCUUACUGUGGAGAUGUAUGACAACCUCUAUUUCACAAACCGCAAGGUGAAUUCUCUGUGUUGGGCCUCUCUAAGUCAUCCAGAUUCUCAUAUUUUGCUCUGCCUCAUGGGCACUGCAAAAACUCUAGGCUGUGCCUGCCUGCUCCCAGCAUCCUUGUUCAACAACUCUAAUGCAGAAGACCAACUUGGAAUGUUGUGCAGCUUCAAGAUCUCCACAGCCUGGUCCUGUGCUUGGUGUCUGAAUCCUCAGGCUGAUAACUGCUUUAGUACAGGUUUAAGUAGACGAAUCCUUGUGACGAAUGCAGUGACUGGUCAUCGCCAAACAUUUAAUACCAGCAGUGAUGUCUUAGCACAGCAGUUUGCCACCCAGACACCAGUACUAUAUAAUGGCUGCCGUUCAGGGGAGGUUUUCAGUAUUGAUAUCCGUCAGCACAGCCAUAGAAGUCAAGGAUGGAAUGCUGUUCGCCUCUUUCAUGAUUCAGCAGUCACAGCUAUUAACCUUUUGAAGACAGAGCAGUACCUCAUGGUUGCAGACAUGGCAGGCCGGAUAAAACUCUGGGACCUGAGAAAAUUAAAAUGUGUGAAAGAAUAUAGAGGUCAUCACAAUGAGCAUACUGUUCUCCCUUUACACAUCAGUGAGGAAGAAGGACUUCUUACAGCAGUGGGUCAAGAUUGUUACACAAGAAUUUGGAGUCUCCAAGACGCUCAUUUGCUACGGACUAUCCCUUCUCCAUAUCCAUCUGCCACAGAUUCCAUCCCAAGCGUGGUCUUCUCAUCAAGGCUUGGAGGCACCCGAGGGGUUCCUGGUCUGCUUAUGGCAGUCAGACAGGAUCUCUAUUAUUUUUCCUAUAAAACAGAUGAUCCAUAUUGUAUCCAUACCAAGAACAUGGAUUUUUCUUCCCUGCUUAGCAAUUGAAAACAAAAAUGUGAUUGUGUCCACAGAUUGUUAUUGGAUUGACAUGGACUGUAGAUGUUACCUUCAACAUUCUGGACUUCAAUAAUUUCAGGAACCCUUCUUUUUUCAUUUUUUCCUAACAUACUGUAAAGUCAAAACUGAUUAUGGGGAGCAUAGUUGCUCUUUCCAAGCACAGUUAGUUCAUUCUUUGUAUGUGUAUUGUUAAAGCUCAUAGGAGAAAAUUUCUAGUAUUGCCGUGUUUUCCUAUGUACUUUCUAUAGUUUAGAGAAUUUUUAGGAGUUGCCUAGCAAUGAGUGCUGCCUCUCUAGUAGAAGAGUCCUAUUUCAUUAGAGGAGGAAAACAAUUUGCAGGAUUUUUGCCUUCAUGAGGGAUAGUUACCAUGAAUGGUAGUGGAUAGGGAAAUCCCUCUAGUUCUACUGUUGUUAUGCUUAAUGUGGCCAGUUCAGUACACCAUUUUCUGCAUUCGAAGGAAGAGCUAGAUGGAUUUAAUUGAAGUUUUAAUAGCCUUCAGCAAAUGUUGAUGAUUGAAAUCUAGAAGUCAACUUUCUUGCCUUAAACUCCUAUUAAAAAUAAAUCUAUUUCAACAUA